This is a messenger RNA of Ziziphus jujuba (common jujube), 1490 nucleotides long. RefSeq lists its product as uncharacterized. The transcript has 11 exons. Gene Ontology annotation, cellular component: membrane. NCBI's taxonomy places the organism in Eukaryota, Viridiplantae, Streptophyta, Magnoliopsida, Rosales, Rhamnaceae. The coding region runs from base 184 to 1356 and encodes 390 amino acids. The record is from RefSeq and is a predicted model, not a curated record.
UCAACAAAAACGUAAAACUCUUAAAAAUCAAAGGGUGGGGGGGUUUUAGAUUAGACAAUGGGGGCAUAAAAUAGGUUUCGGUUGGGUCAAAGUCCAGAGAGCACACACGCCAAACUUGACCGUUUACGCGUCACUUUCCAACGAACAACACUGGGUUUUUGUGAAAUUUCCGUUUCCGCGAUAAUGGCGUCGACGGAGAUGGGCGGCGGCGACCAUACGGUGGAGCUGAUUGUACGCGAUGUGUCGGCAUCGGAAGCUGAUGCUGUUGGGGUGUCGGAUGAGAUAGCCCCUCUUCUAACGCAGGCUGAGAAGCCCAAGAUUAACAUUUUCACUGUCUCUUAUCCCAGGAGAAAAGCUGGGGAACAAUUAGCAAGAUUACCCGAAGUCGAGACGUUUACAGUUUCUCAAUUGAUAUUGUGGGUAUGGAGUGGUUCUAGAUACUCUGGCCUACUGUGUAUGGCGUUGUCAUCUACCAUUUACUUUGUCAUGGGAGUUCUUUCUGAUGUUUUCUCUGUUCAGUCAAUUCCUUUGUUUGAGACUGCAUUUGUAAGGUGUACAAUUAUCUUAGUAUCGUCAUAUUUUUGGUUAAGAAGGAGCGGACAGCCAAUAUUUGGGCAGCCAAAUGUUAAAAAUCUCUUGAUUUUAAGAGCUUUCAUGGGAUAUCUCUCGUUGAUGAGUUUUAUCUAUAGCAUUCAAAGAUUGCCUUUAUCUCAGGCUAUUGUUUUAAGCUUUACUACUCCGAUUAUGGCUUCAAUUGUGGCAAGAAUCAUUUUACAUGAAAAGUUGAGAAUUGCAGACAUUGGAGGUCUUGCUUGCAGUUUCUUUGGUGUGCUCUUCAUUUUUCGGCAAGUACUGACUACACAAGGAGGGUUAGUUAAAAGUGGGGGAGGGAUCAAUGCAUUUGUGAAGGGAAGCAACCAGUUAUAUGCAGUAUUGCUUGGAUUAUUGUCAGCAAUAUCUGGUGGAAUAAGCUACUGCCUUAUAAGGGCUGGGGCAAAGGCAUCUGAUCAACCUAUGGCUACAGUUUUUUCAUUUGGCAUACUUGCUAGUCCUGCUGCAGGAAUUUGUUCCUUUGCCUUUGAGGAUUUUGUUAUUCCAAGCUUCUAUUCGUUUCCACUUAUGCUUGUACUUGGUGUCCUGGCUUUUUUCGCUGAGGUGUUUUUAGCACGUGGACUUCAGCUUGAAAAAACUAGCAAAGUUGCGAAUGUUCAAUAUAUUGAGGCUGUUCUAUCACAGUUGUGGGCGAUGAGUUUGUUGAGGAUAGCUCCAUCAUUUGGUCGACUUGUAGGAUGCCUGCUUAUUGUAGUUUCAGUGUGUUGCACUAUGUAUAUUGGACCUGAUAAAGAAAUCGAAUAAAAGAAAGAUAUACGGUUUUUUUUGUUUUGUUUGAUAGGCAUGCAUCGAAUUUGGUGCACUCAUUCUUUGUUGUACUCAAACUUGUUAAUCUAUAAAUCUGAAAUGUAUCUACUAGCUUAUAUGCAUUCUCCAAA